This is a messenger RNA of Medioppia subpectinata, 1794 nucleotides long. The record is from the annotation of a GenBank genome assembly. NCBI's taxonomy places the organism in Eukaryota, Metazoa, Arthropoda, Arachnida, Sarcoptiformes, Oppiidae.
AUGCCAAAAACACCGUCAUCGGUGGUCAGCAGUGAUAAUCAACACCAAAAUCACCCUGAUAAUCAAAUUGAUGAUCACGAACAUCUAGGCACCUGUGGAAUGGGCUCGUGGCGGCCCAAAUGGCUACAGGUGUUUGCGAGCCCCCUAUUUUUCACGGUCAAUUUUACACUGAUCGGGAUCAUUCAGAGUCUGUCGGGCACUUAUAUGAUGUCCAAUUUCAGUACAUUGGAAAAGAGGUUUGGCUUCGACUCAAAAAUGUCCAGCGCUAUACUGAUUGCCGAUCAGGUCAUGGAAAUGCUGGUAAGCCCGUUUAUAGGCUACCUGGGCACCCGAUUUAGCAGACCACGAUUAUUAGCAUUUGGCCAGUUAGUACAAGCGUUGGCCAUGUUCAUUAACGUAUUGCCCUACAUGGUCUACGGCGCGGGCACACAUCUACUCACCGACGACAGUCUACUGUCGGUCACUUUGGCUAAAAACGAGACCCGAUACGAGUCGUGUCCGGCCGAUCCCACUGGCAUUGACUGCUCCGGUGGUAAGCACUCGACGGUAUGGCCGGCGUUCAUCAUUUUGCUGGUCGGUGGGGCUGUGAAGGGCUUUGGGUAUACGACCUUUUGGGUGAUCGGCACGCCUUAUAUCGAUGACAAUGUCAGCAAAAAUAACUCACCUAUGUACUUAAGUAUCAUCACCUCGCUCAGAUUGAUCGGACCGGCCGGUGGUUUCCUACUGUCAGGACUGGUGUUACGUUUUUAUGAGAAUCCUUUUUUUGACCCUGGUGUUAACCGUAGGGAUCCCCGAUUUAUUGGCGCAUGGUGGAUCGGGUUUGUGGCGAUUGGUGUGUUAUUACUGGUGGCCAGCCUACCCUUGUUUUUAUUCCCACCACAAUUCAAAUCAGCCCAUGUUAAAAUCAACAAUAUAAGAGACAAUAAAACUAGUUUGAAAGGGAUGUUACAAAGCGUCAAACGGUUAUUCAAAAACAAAUUGUUCGUGUUCAAUUUGGCGGGCAACGUGUUCAGGCACACUGGUUUCGGUGGCUAUUAUAUUAACAAAACCAAAUACAUUGAGUCCCAGUUCCGGCAGACCAGCUCCGGGGCCAGUAUCCUGACGGGCACCACAAGCAUACUGCCAAUGACUGUGGGUAUUAUGAUUAGCGGUAUGAUAAUCAAGUACAUUAAGCCCCGGCCCCUCACACUUGUCGUAUACAUGUUUGCUGUCGAGUGGUUUGCAAACGCCGGUAUGUUUGCCGGUAUGUUCAUCGGGUGCCCACCCCUACAACUCCCGCCUACACUUACAGUAAAUAACAAAUUUACAUUGAAUGCCGUGUGUAAUGAUGGCUGCAAUUGCACGACUAGUGUAUUCACACCAAUCUGUUCGGCCGAUAGGGUGACCACAUAUUUCUCGCCCUGUUAUGCUGGCUGUACGGCCAUAGACAGGGCUACCCAGACAAUGUCGGGCUGCGAGUGCAUCGGCAACGGAGGUGUGGCCACUGCCGGGUACUGCCCGAGUGAUACCGCCAAUUGUGACACACUAUAUAUUUAUCUAUUGGUGAUGACAAUCGGUGGUAUCAUAACGUCGACCGCCAGCACCGGUAAUAUUCUGCUUACACUCAGGAUCGGUUUCGGUAUACACUGCACGGCACGGGCAUUUAUAACCAUUGGUUCACUCUUUGAUUUGGGAAUCAUUUAUAACGCAAAUCUCAUUCAAAACUUUUACGACGAGCCGACCGGUGCUGAUGUCAGUGAUGGCGAAGAGACUGAUCCCAAAAGUGAUGAUAGAAACGAUAUUCGCAUGACUUGA